GAUUUAUUUGGAACCAACUGUCCCUGAUCAGGUUGCUUACUUGUUUGGAAAAAGAAACCAUGCGUCUAUUAUUGGCAGCCUUUUGUCUAGUACUGUGUAGCCACCAGGUGUACAUGGGACGACUAAAGAUACAGGGAACCAAUUUCGUUAAGGAUGGAAAGAGAGUAUUUUUGUCCGGUGGAAACCAAGCUUGGAUAGCUUAUGGUUAUGAUUUUGGUGAUCAUAACUAUGAAUACCGAAAAGCGGAUUUUGAAAAAUAUCUUAAACUGGUUCAUGACAAUGGUGGUAAUUCCAUUCGUGUAUGGAUUCAUGUUGAAGGAGUAAUUAGUCCUCACUUUGACAGUAAUGGUUAUGUCACUGGUCUUGAUAAAGUUGGUACCUUCAUUGCCGAAUUCAAAGAAUAUUUAGCGAAGGCACAGAGUUACAAUAUCUUGAUAUUCCCUUGUUUAUGGAAUGGUGCUGUUAAACAGAAUCACGAACAUCUUCAUGGGCUUAUAGUUGAUAACGCCAAACUACAGUCAUACAUUGACAAGGCACUUAUUCCAUGGGUCAAAGCCGUUAAAGACGAACCUGCACUAGGAGGUUGGGACAUCAUGAAUGAAUUUGAAGGCGAGAUUAAACCAGGGCUACAUAGUAAUGAGCCUUGCUUCGAUACGGUAUUCUUACAGAAUUCUGGUGCCGGCUGGGCUGGUGCUACAUACUCUGCUCAACAAUUUCUGAGGUUUAUCAACUGGCAAACGGAUGCUAUAAGGCGUACAGAUCCAGAAGCUCUAGUAACAGCUGGGUCCUGGAAUGCUCGUGAUAAUACUGAUAAAAUGAAUACCCAUAAUUUAUAUAGUGAUAAAUGUUUGAUAAAAGCUGGUGGAAGAAAACAUGGUACAUUGAAUUUCUUUUCAUCUCAUUCUUAUGCCUGGCAGGGAAAAUAUGACGAAUUCGCCCCAUUUAAACAUAAAGCUUCUGAUUAUGGUUUUAAUAGACCUUUUGUUAUUGCUGAAUUUAACCAAGUCAGUGGUGCUGGUAUGGAUAUUACAGAACAAUUUGCAUGGGCGUACAAUCAAGGUUAUGGUGGAGCAUGGACAUGGCAUUUACACGCUGACGGGUCAAAUACCGAUUCCACUGCUAACCAACUUCGUGGUAUGAAAUCCGUACGAAAUAAAAACGACCAGAGUAAAGGUGGUUUGGUAGCCUUUAAAGUAUAAAUAAAACUCACUUUGUCACAU
Messenger RNA from Lottia gigantea (owl limpet), 1220 nucleotides. RefSeq lists its product as hypothetical. The record is from RefSeq and is a predicted model, not a curated record. Lineage: Eukaryota; Metazoa; Mollusca; Gastropoda; Lottiidae. The transcript has 2 exons. Bases 60 to 1199 code for a protein of 379 amino acids.